Messenger RNA from Neoarius graeffei (lesser salmon catfish), 2348 nucleotides. RefSeq lists its product as uncharacterized. The record is from RefSeq and is a predicted model, not a curated record. The coding region runs from base 585 to 2330 and encodes 581 amino acids. The transcript is spliced from 5 exons. NCBI's taxonomy places the organism in Eukaryota, Metazoa, Chordata, Actinopteri, Siluriformes, Ariidae.
UGGAACCAGUUUUUCUGGCCCCAGAGCCAGUUCUUUGUCAUUGGAAACAGAAAACCCGGUUCCAAACUAAGCACUGGCCCCGAACCAGCCCUGGAACUGCUUUGGUGGAAAAGGGGCAACACAUGUUUGGGAGCACUUACAUUUGUGAGAGCAGCUUUUCAACAAUGAAGCACAUUAAGUCAAAAGAGAGGAACAGAUUCACGGAUGAUGCUCUUUUUCAUUUGAUGCGGAUUGGAUGCACAAAGAUUGACAUUGAUAUCCAGUCUAUUGUGCGCCAGCAGGCAAAACCACAAGUAUCUCAUUAAGUUGCACUUAAUGUUGGGCUGCUGUGUUUUUAGUUUUGUGCCUCAUUGAAUUUGAGCCCUUUGCACUUUGUUUCUUUUAAAACAAACUUGUGUUUGUCGUUUAACAAGACGAGCAUUAUGUUAAAAAUGCAUUUCAGUGUGGAAAAUAUUAAAUAAAUGUAUGUUGGUUCAAUAAACAUACAGACAUAAGAAUAUACAAAUAUUUUGUUCUUAUUUAAAAUUAUUUUGUAACUUCUCUCAUAUCUGAUUAGUUGAAGUGUGCGGUCAUGUGGCCCUCUGAUGGUGGUGAUGAAAAAUUGUGGCCCUCUUUAUCAUGCAAGUUGCCCAUCGCUGAUUUACUGUAUUGGACCAAAUAUUAAUCCCUUUCUCUUUCUCACAGUAAAUGUGGCAGUGCAAGGCAUGUCCGUCAGCUGUUCAAAACUGGCCAUGAGUUCUCCAGCAAUACUGAAAAUUGUUCUGGCGGACAACACGUGCCAAAGAUUGACAUUCCCAAGUGGACUUCCUGGAGCAAUAGAGGACCUGGUUUGUGAAGUAAAGAGACAGUGUGGUUUAACAUCCAAUUUCAGACUACAGUUCAUGGACCCACUGUUUGGGAAUGACUUUAUGAACCUUACUUCCAUGAAUGAAGUACAAGAUAGAGGGACAAUUAGAAUAGUUCCAGAUACUUUCAUGUGUAUGAAUACUACUCGCCCCAUCUCCACUGCUGCUCCCUCCACGAUUUCUGAUUUUGAGGGGCCCUCAUCCCCAUCGCUUAGCAGUGCUGACACGGAUGUAAUCUCUUCCCCAGAUUCUGAGCCAUCUCGGUCAAGGUCACUUUGGCCUUCCACCUUCCACUGCCCGAUGUUUUCUUACGAUGCUGAAUUGAAACUCCAGAAGGCAAAUGCAGUGUACAGGGAGACGCGUACUUUGCUUUGUGCAGACGCAGACCCGAAACUUAAAUCAGACAUUCUCCAUGGACUAACUCAAGAAAUAGUCAAGUAUGGUGUUUCUGCCACGGAUAGGCAGUUUAGCAUGGUUGGGAAAGCGCUCAUUUCCAAGCACCCUUGCCUAGCUGAGGAAAACUCAUUCACUGGAUAUGCAGGGUGGAAAAUUAGCCUGAAGAACAAACUGGCAAUGUACCAUUCUCGUUUGAGGAAACUGGGAUGUCCAGAGGUAAUGAUCAACUCUGUUCAGAGGACACCAGGAGUCAAAACAAGUCCUGCUCUUGGCAUUAAAAAACCGAAGAGAUCUGAAGUCAACUACUGCCCAGCUUACCCUACAGGAGAAAAUGAUAUGUCCCUUGAGAAACUUCGAGUGGAACUUACGUACGACGUUCAGACGAAAAAUAGCAGAGAGAUAAAGAUGAAAAUGGAGAAGACUUUUGCUUACCGGAGAAAAGAAGUCGUUUGCAAUGCACCCAUGAUCCAUGAGGUCCAGCAAAGAUGGCCAGCCCUCUUUGAUGUACACGAGAUCAAUGCCGAAUUCAAACGGAUUACGACAAUACCCUUACAGUCCAAAUUUCUUUCGCAGUUAGACAUACUAUCUGACAAGCUUGUGAAGCUUUUCAAGAAGAGAGCUGGCCAGAUUGGCACACAUCUAAAGAGAGUUUUGUCAUCAAUUACUCAGGAUGGUGAUGGUUAUGCUGAUGCUGACGAUGUUGAUGUUGGGCGGGAGUGCCUGCUGAAAGCGCUGUACAUUUACCUCAAUGAGGACCCGAGCAAUCUUAUUCGAGAACUUGUGGAAGAAGAUGAAAGUCAGAUUCAGAGAGCAAUGGAAGAAACAACGGUGGGGAUUUUUGUCGUGAAGCGCCACAUCUUCGACCAUCCUGACAUUGGGAUCAUCCUGGAGGGGCAGCAGGUAUUGCUGGAACUGGACAAUGUGGCUUUAGCAGCAGCAACGCUGUUUGGGCUCAUUUAUGCUUUAAAUCUGGAUUACCCUAAAGAACUCAAAUAUACAUUUGAGGUUCUGCAGAAGAUCAUCAUGGAGCUGGAGGGCACCAUCAUGUCAAAAAAAUGCCAAGCCCUGUUAAAAAGACUCCAACUGUGAUGCUUCUUUCUUCCAAUU